Messenger RNA from Enterobius vermicularis (human pinworm), 1467 nucleotides. The record is from the annotation of a GenBank genome assembly. NCBI's taxonomy places the organism in Eukaryota, Metazoa, Nematoda, Chromadorea, Rhabditida, Oxyuridae.
AUGGGUGAAGAAUUACUCUUUAUGGGGCAAGGUUAUCCUCAACAAAUGGAUUUGGAUGCAGUACGAUGUAAAAAUCGUUUUUUGAAUUCACUUUUAAUUGAAGAAAUGUACAAAUGUUUUGCAAUUAUUUUUGAUACUGGUGACGAUGAAGUAUUUAUCCCUGCCGUAGCACUGGCAGUUGGAGGAUAUUUAUAUAAGAUUAUAUGGCUAUAUGCUGCUGCUGGGUCAUAUUUUGUUUUUACUUUUUUGUACAGAUGGUUAUAUAGAUGGUAUAUUGUGAGUGCAGCAUACAGUUUCGUUGCUUCUGCGAAAAGUUUUGAUAGCUGUAUAAGUUCAGUUAUUUCUGCCAUACGGGAGCGCGAAAUUAUAUCGUUCGGUAUAUUGAUGAGUAGUGAUGGAUCACGUUGCUGUAAUCGUGUGUUACGAAUAGAAGCAGUGAAAUCUUUAAGGGAGCUUAUACGUUCUUAUGGAGAUGCAGCAGAAAAGCUGGCAAAUGAUGAAGAGAGGGAAAAAUUGUUACGUCGGUUUUUCACCGAUGCAAUGAAUGAGCUGGCUGUAAGUGAGGUGAUCAACGAGCAUAUUUUGCAGCUCUCGGCUAUAAAGGAUUUGUCAAAAGUACUAUCUUUAGUUCGCAGCGAAUACGUUCGACUGUUGCUGUUCAGACUUACUGAAGUCGGCGCAUGGCGAGGGAUAAGACUCUGCUGUGGUUUUCGCAGAUUCAAGGUGAAGCAGAACAAAUUUGGGAAAAGAUUUACUGAAUCAAUGAAAUACAUUUUUCUGGAAGAGGAUGAGAGUGCAAUAAAGCCUGAAUAUAAGAUUCAAAAGCCUGAACCGUCGACAUCAGAAAGAGCGUCAGUGCAGUUGGGAUUGGCUCUACAAAUCCUCCAAGAAAACGAUUCUGAAGAAAAUAAAAAGAAGGUUUUGAAUAUUCUAAACGACACGGUGAAUCUCAUAAAGUUUGAAAAAAACGAAAAGGUGAAAAAAAGUGAACUUAGUUCGUCACCGGAAGUUGUUGAAGGACCUACAACUGAGAGAACUCCAUUUUCUGGGAAAAAGGUAUUUGAAGGAGUCGCUGAAGCACAGGAAGAGAUACCUAGCGAACCUCGAAAAGCUUUUUAUACGAAGCUACAGCAUCGAAAUCCCAUGACCAAUGCUGUAGUAAGGGAGUUAAAAAACGUUAUUGGAAGCAGAAGAUCGAGUACCUCCUCAAGCGAUGAAGAAUUGAAAGUACUGUUGGAUAGGAGUUCGGAUAGUAGCAACAGUUCUUUAUCGCUACAAGAUUCCUCUGUUCUCUCCCCUUCUUCAUCCUCUGAAGUUUUCUCACUCACAAGGCCACAAGUUGAGCUCAAGAAGCCCGACUUACAUAUAAGGGAACGUAGUGAUCCAUUUGGUGGUGCUCUUUUAAAAGUCAUAAAAUCACGUUCCACUUUGCCAGAGACAAAUUAUGGCGAUUCUGACGAUGAUUAA